AUGACCCCAGCCUCAGGUGUCAGCGAAGACACCUCCGACCACUCGAUACCCUCCGCAUUGAACGGCCCCAAUCCGUCCCAGCCCACACCGGGUGAAACUUCUGCAAGUCACGCUGAAAACCAGGACAGUGCAGUGUCCCCGCCCGAAGCCGCAAGACCGGUCGCGGAGGCUCAGCAGCUUCCACAAACCUUGAACGAAGUUGAUGACUUCGGUCUACCUAUCCGACCCCGUCGAAAGCCUGAACCAGCUCCCGCCGAGCUCUCCACGCAAGAGAUUACCGGUCAUGAUCCCCAGGUCACUGCGGGGUCGACCACAUACAGUGAUGCUGUGAAAAAGACGGCAGUGCACGAGCCGGCACAGGAAGAGCCGGAGCGAGACACCCCCCUUGAACCGGCAAACGGGAAUGUUACGGAGCCAAGGCGCUCGGAGGCCCAGGAGGCUUCCCCCGCGCCUGCAGAGAAGCCGCUAACGACUGGGACCUCCGAUCAGCCUCGAUCCUCGAUCUCUAAGCAAAAACCUCCACAGGUAUCGGAAUGGUCGCACCAACGACUCGCACAGCCUGGUUCGCAUCAACCGGAGAGUGAUGAGGAGGAAGAAGAAAAUGACGAAUGGACGACGAUGCCUGCUCUUGGAGAAUUUGACUACUACGACGACUACGGGCGGCUCAUUGCUCGUGGAACCAAAGAGGAAAGCGAGGAGGCAGUAUAUCAAGGGCUCGGAGGCGCAGGGAGGGGAUAUACCCGGGUACAGCUUGACGAAGAUGCCCAGUCUGCCACGAGUCUUGAUGAGGAUACAAGCUAUUUGUUUCGAGACACAGGCGACAACUCUGCUGGUCUUGUCGGAGAGGAGUUGCGAGACUCCCUGAGUCAACUGCAGGCCACAAAAGAUCUUCUUAGUGAAACUCAGAAAAUCGCCUACGUGGGUGUUGUCCGGCUGUCGAUCCAUAAUAUGAAUCAUGAUCUGGCGUCGAUCGCCACUACUAAGUCUACCCGCAAAACCAUGCAAAAGGCCUCAGAUGCUAUGCGAAAAUGGGGUCAAGCAAUCAUGGCGCGCGUCUAUGCCCACAUGGACAUCGAUUCAGCCGAGCAGAUCAUGAUUGAGCAGCUUGCUGGUCAUGGUGUGCAGCCUGAGGAUCUGAUUCCACCUCUCAUGCAAAAUGCGAGAGUGAAGAACCCUAUGGCUGAAAGUAAGCCCAAAAACUCUACGUCCAGUCUGAAAGACGGCCGUCUAUCCAGUAGACUCUCUGCGGAUACCGAUUCUUCUGAACUAGACCCUCCACCGCCAUAUGAGGCUCAUGAGACCGAGGAGCCCCCCGAAGUUACAACUCCCUCUCAGAUGCCAACCUCCGAUCGCAUCGACAUCGAUCUCCGUUGGACAGUCUUAUGUGACCUGUUCCUUGUGCUCAUCGCAGACUCAGCAUAUGACGCGCGCUCCCGAACCCUCUUGGAAAAGGUUGGCGCCGCCUUAGAAGUUACAUGGCUGCAGAUCUCGCGAUUCGAGAAGCGCGUCACAGACUCUCUUGAAAUGCAAGAGCAAUCCGAGAAGGAAAACUGGGAUGAGUCUGAUCACAUGGAAAAGCGCCGCAAGAUGGCAUUGAAGCGAAAAUAUAUGAUAAUGGGCCUAGCUACCGUGGGUGGUGGCCUCGUCAUUGGUCUUUCUGCUGGAUUACUGGCGCCAGUCAUCGGAGCUGGUCUCGCAGCUGGAUUUACCACCGUGGGCAUCUCUGGCACAAGUGCAUUCCUGGGAGGCGCCGGUGGCACUGCCUUGAUUGCAUCCAGUGCUACACUGGGUGGAAGCACCAUUGGAAUGAGAGCUUCGCACCGGCGCACUGGUGCGGUGUCGACUUUCGAGUACCGACCUUUGCACAAUAAUAAGAAGGUUAACUUGAUUGUCACUGUCUCGGGGUGGAUGACUGGGAAAGUUGAUGAUGUUCGUUUACCAUUCAGUACUGUGGAUCCUAUAAUGGGUGAUAUCUAUUCUGUGCUUUGGGAGCCUGAGAUGCUCCGAAGUAUGGGUGACACGAUUAACAUUUUGGCAACAGAGGCACUGACCCAAGGCCUGCAACAAGUCCUGGGCAGCACUGUUCUUAUGGCGCUCAUGGCCUCCUUGCAACUACCUCUUGUUCUUACAAAACUCGCAUAUCUGAUUGACAACCCCUGGAUUGUCUCAUUGGCACGCGCCAACUCGGCCGGCCUUGUUAUGGCGGACUCUCUUCAGGAGCGUAAUCUCGGCAACCGGCCAGUCACAUUGCUUGGCUUCUCCCUCGGCGCGCGUGUGAUCUUCUCUUGCCUCAAAGAGUUGGCUGAUAAGGGUGCCCAUGGACUGGUUCAGAAUGUAUACUUAUUCGGAUCGCCUGUGGUUGCAAAUAAGGAUGAAUACCUUAAAGCUCGCAGUGUUGUGUCUGGUCGUUUUGUUAAUGGUUACGCUACCAAUGACUGGAUUCUGGGAUAUCUGUUCCGUGCGACCAGUGGUGGCAUCAUGAAAGUUGCCGGUCUUGCGGCAGUAGAGGGCAUCCCAGGCAUUGAGAACUUCGACAUUACCUCGCUUGUGAACGGCCAUAUGGACUAUCGUACCGCCAUGCCUCGUAUUCUGAGGGAAGUUGGCUGGGAGGUUCUAGAAGAUGAGUUCGCGGAAAUCGAAGAUCCAGACCCCGACAACCACGCCGAGCGACAGCGAGAGCUGAUCCGUGAGAUUGACGAAGCUCGACGGGAGGCGGAAGCGAAGCCCGAGAAGAAGAGGUUCGGCCUUUUCAAACGGGGCAAGAUGGCGGAGAAGAAGAAAUGGGAGACCUACGAUGUUGAUCGAAACAACACCCCAGACGAAACCUCUGAUCUCAACAGCAGUCCUGGCACUGUGCUCUUCGAUAUCGAGGCUAUUCGAGCGGAGCUGCACUCGGAGGCAAUCGAAGUCAAAGAAUUAGAGUCGACAAUGCCUGUGAUGAAAGUGGACCUGAACUCCCCAUCAGAACCUACUCAACCUUCUCCUACCACCAAGGAGCCAAAGUCUCCUGACAUGCCACCAGUAUCCCGGGCGGUCUCAACGCCAAUACCAGUCGGGCAAUAUUCCCCUCACGAACCCUCCAAGCAUGACGAAGCUGAAUUGACUUUUGACACUUCAUUUCAUGAUUCCCCAAGCACGAGCGACACCCCUUCUUCCCGACCCGAAUUGCGAACAGCUUCCACAAUGCCUAAUGUUGGUGCCACUGCUUUCGGAGCCAUGGCCAUGGAGCCCAAUGCUUGGGCGGACGGAGGACAUGAUGGCGACAUUUCAAUGACCUUUGAGUAG
This is a messenger RNA of Penicillium salamii, 3285 nucleotides long. NCBI's taxonomy places the organism in Eukaryota, Fungi, Ascomycota, Eurotiomycetes, Eurotiales, Aspergillaceae. The record is from the annotation of a GenBank genome assembly.